AUGACACCGAAGUGGUAUGUAACAUUUAAAAAGAUCGAGGAUUUGGAGAGAUUGCUGCCAGACCCUAAUACUUCCAGACCUUUGAAGAUCAUCAAACAAAUCUUGUUUAUAAUUGGAGCAUCCGCGUUGGUUGAAUUCGCAAUGUAUUUAUUAUACACGGCGUAUGAAGCGAAGAACGCGUUGAAGAAUACGCAUGACGAUUAUUGUUUAAAAAAGUUCUUUGUCUUCGCCUACGAUUGGUAUUUUGAUCAUUUUCCAUUCCAGUGCUUUAUUGGAAUAAUGCUGGCAGCCUCUAAAUGUCAAGCAACAUGUUUAAGAAACUUAACAGAUAUCCUGGUUAUGUCAAUAACCGUAUACUUGGGUGCGCGUUUCUCAUGUUUCAAUCGUAAGCUGCUUCAAGAGGAGAAGAAGAUUUGUUCUGACACAGCAAGAAAUGAAUCUGAUCACGACCAAUACAGAACUAGAGUUAUUAAAGCGAAAACGCAAAGAUUCCUGGAUCAAGUGUUUCAUUCUAGGCUAGGUCUUAGUGGAUUAAAGUUCUUCUACGUGACAAGAGAAUCAAUUUUGUCAGUAGUUGCUACAUUAAUCAAAUAUGAGCUUGUUCUUCUCCAAUUUCCUGAACGCGAAUAA
Molecule: messenger RNA, 630 nt
Organism: Papilio xuthus (Asian swallowtail)
Lineage: Eukaryota; Metazoa; Arthropoda; Insecta; Lepidoptera; Papilionidae
Exons: 6
Coding region: 1-630 (209 amino acids)
Biological process (GO): sensory perception of sweet taste; detection of chemical stimulus involved in sensory perception of taste
Cellular component (GO): membrane
Molecular function (GO): sweet taste receptor activity
Source: RefSeq, a predicted model, not a curated record